AUGUCUGCUUAUCCAAAUGGAUUUUUUCAGACAUCAGGAUAUUUACGUUUAUUAAAAAUGGAUAUAAUUAAAGAGUUCACUACAGCUCUUCAGGACGCUAAACGUACCUAUAUUUGUGCUCGCACAAAAUUUUUACAUCGUAUUCUUCAAUCCCCAUCGCCUACAAUCGAUGCAUCGGAUCAAUUUUCCAUAGCUUUUUUCCUAUUUCAAAUCCAAGCUAUCGUUCGUCUCAUUGAAAAGUAUACUGUACUUACUGAAACUUUGGCUAAUUCUUCGACUGCCAUACACAAGGAAUUAUGGUUAACAUUGAAAAGUUAUUUCGAUGUAAAACAGUAUUUCACUUGGAAUUAUUAUAAACCGAACUGGGUGCUAUUAAUGUCCGCUAUAAAAAGUACUUUUAUUAUUGGUGUUGGAUCAAUUUUUGUUUUGGUUCCAACAUUGGCAACAGCAUUUGAAAAUGGACAAUGGAUAUUGAUUGCACUGUGCAUGACACAAGGUGAUACAGUAGGCGGUGCAUUUACAGCAAUGAAAUUAAGAAUUUUGGGAACAUUAUUAGGUAGAAUAUUAGGCGCAAUGUACGGUUACAUUACCUAUAUAUCCGUUCAUGACAACGUUUACUAUACAUUUGCUAUGUUCGUUCCUUGGGUGCUGUUAUGCGGCUAUAUUAAACAAAUUCCAUCGUGGUCCUAUGCCGGUACCGUUGCAGCCUUUACUCCAAUUCUUAUUAACUUGGGUCGCUUGCCGUAUGGUGAUACCUUGCCUGCCGGCAACUAUGCUCUUCUACGAAUUGAAGAAAAUUUAGUGGGAAUUUGUAUUGGAAUGUUUUUGACAAUGAUCAUAUUUCCAAUAUUUGCAUUGGAUACUUUAAAAGAAAAUAUUAUGAAUACAUUACAGGCAUGUCGGGAUGCAGUGGAAACAGUACAUUCAGUGUACGAUCAGUUGUUAUUACAUUCACAUGAUGAUCAAGAGAAGAAAACAGAUAAAGCAGUAGAUGUGAAAAUUGAUUUAGAAAAAGGCGCAUUUUUAGAUAAACAAAGAACACAAUUUCACCAACUAAUUAGUGCACAACGGAGUUUAGUAGUACAAGACACUUCCCUAAUCCGUAUUAAUGAAAGUGAUACUGAUGCAGCAAAUAUUGAAGAACUACAAGGUCGUGGUUUUAUUGCUAACCUCCAUUCUGAAAUCAGUAACAUUUGUCAGCAGCUAAGUGGAAGUUUAAAUUUGUGGAGUAAAUAUUUUCUGAUGACUCAAACAUGGACAAAACGUAAAAUCACUGGUAAUACUCACAUACAAAAGGACGACGAUAAAACAGAAUAUCUGAGAAAACAUGAAGAAUGUUUAAUUCAAUUACAUCAGACCGUAGCACAAUUACACGAACAACAUCAACAGGGAACAAAUCGUUUGUUAGACCAAUUUUUGGAAAAAUUAAAAGAGAAAGAUGAAAAUGAAAGUUAUCAGACACUAAAUACACUUCUACCAUACGCAACAAACGAUGAUCUUGAUGUGAUUAUUGUAGCAUUGAGUUCACUCUAUUAUUCAACUACACAUUUAAUCAAGUCGAUGAUUGGUUUAGGGACAACAAUACAUACACUGUAUGAAUUAGAAACAACGAAUACAUAUAGACCAUAUUAG
Messenger RNA from Didymodactylos carnosus, 1632 nucleotides. The record is from the annotation of a GenBank genome assembly. NCBI's taxonomy places the organism in Eukaryota, Metazoa, Rotifera, Eurotatoria, Philodinida, Philodinidae.